Molecule: messenger RNA, 3440 nt
Organism: Saccostrea cuccullata (small rock oyster)
Lineage: Eukaryota; Metazoa; Mollusca; Bivalvia; Ostreida; Ostreidae
Product: sodium/bile acid cotransporter 5-like
Exons: 4
Coding region: 1375-3174 (599 amino acids)
Cellular component (GO): membrane
Source: RefSeq, a predicted model, not a curated record
UGUUGUACGCUGUCAUUGUGAACACUGAUAUAGCUUGAAAACGUCUCUCCUAGGAAAAUGUUCCUGUACAAAUAACAAGCCAGGUACAUGGAAAUACAUCAGUGAAAUUUCAAGCUAUUUUCAAAACAGAAUUUCUGAGUGAAGAAUUUUUUUCAAACCCUGGAUAAAACCCAUUUUCUCAGUGAAUGUUUCCGACAAUGGCCUUGACCAGUAGAAAAUUAACUGACACACAAACUUCCAUCUACAGGCAUCAGUGACCAGGAUUUGUAGUUAAAUCAAUACUUUAUUACUGAAUUUCUAGUGGAUUUAUUGAAUUUCAGGCUUGCAAUACAUUCAGAUUUUUUUUCAACACGUCUAAAAUGGAAGGAACUGCCACCACUGAAGUGCAACCCUGAGAGAGGAGAGUUUUAAUUUCAAUUUUCAAAAAGUCAACCGAGCAGCCAGGCAACAAAAUUUCACACCUGACAUACUCUUCUGAUUCUUAGCCCUUUCAGUCUUUGAAAAUUUCAUCAUGAAGCAGCAUGACAGGUAUUGAUUGCGUUCAAGAGAAAAAAGAAGGAAAACUAAUUAAGUAAUGUAAAUCUGAACACCGUGAAUCAAGAAAGAGUAAGUAAUAUAUAAAAAAUACGAUUGCAGUUCAUGAUGUAGAUUGAAAUUAUAACCCAACAUCACAGAAAUCUUAUAGGAGUUCGGUGAAACUGUGGAAGGGUGAAGCUUGUACCAACUGUUUGGAAAAGAAUGAAGACAUCCAUAUUACUAUGUUUAUAUAAAUGCAGAGAAAUAUUAUAGAUCUCUGUGUCGGAAUUCACUGUGAAUGAUAAAACCUCAUAAACAUUUAUUAGAAAAACUUGAAAGGAAGGAAGGUAUCCUACUGAAGGAUGAUUGGAAAAUAAUAGCAAUCGUGGUUCCAUUGUGUGGGGAUCUGGUAUAUUUUGAAGUGCAUAUAACCUCCGAAUGCUUGAGAAGGAAUAUUGUAACAACUUCUGUGGUGGGUUUAUGUAUAAAGUGGCUCUGCUGCACACACAUCUUUAUAGUAUAUAGUGAAGGAAAUUUGUAAACUGCAGGGAUAAAAAGUGGAUUAUUCUCUCACUACAAGUGCAUUAAGGAAUAUUAAUUCACAGGUGUCGGUCUUAAUAGUGCUUCGCUGCUGGAUCAAAGUGUUUUGUUUCUGAUUUCAUUCAUGGAGGCAUUAUGAAAAAGAAAUUAUACACUCCCACAAAUCAGUGAGUCACUGAUAUAUUUUCUCUUUGAUAAUUAAUAAAGUUCUUUUUUUCAACAGAAGUGUCAAUACAAUGUAAUAAAAUUACAUGUAAGAACACCAGUAACAUUAGGAAGAGACUGCGGAUUGGGUUUUAGUGAUUGUGCACUCUGGCAAUGCCAAUAAUCGACACCAGGGUCCUCUUUGUAGUGGCUUUUACCACUUUAUUACAAUUCAAGUGUGCUUCCCAACAAAUAGCUCCAAAUGUCUCCAGCUACCCAGAGACCAGCAACACUACCACCAGCAACACAAGCAACAGCAAUGCUAUCACCAGCAACAUGACCUUGCUGUCCUCACUGACUGACUUCAUUCCCUCACUGCAGUCUAAUCAUACCAUGUAUAACAUAUCCAAUCCUGAUUCUGUUACAUUCCGACCUCACUCCCCUUUAUGGCAAAAUGAAACAUUCCAUUUUUUCUUUAACCCUCUUUCAAUCAAUGACUUAGUGGUGGCGUCUAAUCGAACCGUCAAUUUCAACUGCACUUCCAAUAAUAUUCUCCAAUAUGUCAACAACGGCACGGGAAGCCAGUCAGGGAAUUUCUCUGAGACUAAAGAUAGCUCAGACUUUUCCAAUAUCAAUCUUAUAGUAGUAAUCCAGACCCAUGACAGUGAAGUAGUCGGCUUAGUUCUAACUAAAGACAGUUAUAAUGGAGAGAAGGAGAAAAGUGAGAAAAUGGCCACAGAGCUUCCGGCUACCUCGUCGCUCAUUUAUAAAUCCAUCCAGUUAAACUCUGAACAUAAUUUUACCGUUUUGGCAAUGCAUAUGGGCUAUGCCACGAUGUCCGUAACAUUGACAGACACAAACGACUUCGAGAAGGUCAAGCAAGGAGCUUACCAAACGUUAGCACAUGCGGAAUAUGACAUUCAGACAACAAGAGCGGGAAGACCCUCGGACUUUGCUUUUAAUUGUUCUGCAGCAGCUAUUGCAAUAUUAAUCAGUUUUGGAAUUGGAUGUGUGACAGAUACGGAAAGCUUAAAAAAGCAAUUGAAGUACCCAGUGUCCUUGGUGGUGGGGUUCUGUUGCCAGUUUCUGAUUUUGCCUGUGCUUGCCUUUGGUAUUGCCAUGAUGUUGCCACUUCACAAUGAUGUAAAAUUUGGGUUGCUGUGUGUUGCUUGUGUACCAGGAGGUGGCUUGGGACAUGUUGCUGUAAUUCUUGGUGAUGCAGACCUUCCAUUAAGCUUAGCCAUGAAUCUCAUCAGCAUUGUGGCAAUGUUAGGCACAGCCCCUCUGUGGAUCUUCGUUCUUGGGCAAUACUUCUACCGAGACCACAGAGUCAUUCCGAUAUACAACUUUGAAAUCUGGUUGGCUUCAACAUUUUUUGCGUAUACAGCUGGACUUGUGAUUAACCGGUUUAAGCCAACCGUGGCAGAUGCAUUACUAACUUGGAUUAUUAAACCAUUGAUGCUUCUGGCAUCCAUACUUUAUAUAACACUUGGUGUGUAUAUCAACAUGUACGUUUUUGAACGUAUUAAUGAAUAUGCAGUGUUAUCGGCUUUCCUUCUACCUCUAUGUGGCUUUACGGUAGCCUAUAUCACAGGAAAAAUAUUCCGACAAAAGGAUGCCUUUUGCAAAUCCAUGGCAUUAGAAACUUCCAGUUUGAACGUUUUAAUUGUGUUAGCAGCAAUUCGAUUUUCCCUAGCAUCAAAUAAGAACAGUGCAGAUUACGCCUCUGUGGUCCCUCUCUGGGUGAUGUUUACAAUUCCAGGAAUAUAUGUGUUACUAGCAAUAUUAAGAUUUUUCAAAGGUUGUAUAGCCAACUUUUUAGAAAGUAGAAAACAGCAACAAUUUCGACAUUUUAGUAUUGCCUCAGGCAUUGUCAAUCAAGCCAAUAUGGCUGCUCUUUCGGCUCCACUAUUUGUGACAGAAGUUACAGAUGAUGACCAAGGGUCAGUUAGUGAAAAAAUCACCGUGUUAUAGCAAAACCACAAGGAUAUAUAGCUUGUUAGUUUAUUCUUAAAACUUUGCAUUUUCUAGGGAAAAUUUGUUCAGCAUACAAAUUAGCCAAUUUUACUAUUCACUAUUUUCUCUCGUUUCCAAGUGAAAACAACGAUUUUGAAUGUCUCUCCUAGCUCGAUCUGCACUUUGUAUACACGUAUUUAUGAACCUGGGGCAUUUUAGUUUCUUGUACUACUUUUUGUUAUCCAUGUUAUAUUAAUAGAUUAAAAGAAUAUGAUUUAACAAAA